AUGUUCAAGUGGGCGCAGCAGCAGCUGGCCAACGUCGCCGGCACACAGGAGCCUAUCUACGGCCCGUCCGCCAUCAAGUCGGUCGCCGAGGAGGCUGAGACAACACCCUACUCGGAGCUCACUCGGGAUGAUCUGAAAUGGCAGGCGCCGGAGUCGACCUGCGUCGAGACGCACACCUUUUAUUUCAUGCCCGACGGUGGUCAGCUUGCCUUUGUCCAGGUCAUCUAUAGUAACGUGGCCGGCAUCCGCACGACCUGCCAGUUCAACUGCAAGAUCUUUAACCUGGACCGCUCAGAACCCCACCUGUGGUGCUCGACCCCGCUACAAAACCACGAAUUCAGCGAGGAUUAUACAGGCUUCUAUGCGAACGACUGCGCGGUCGAGCUCUCGGAGGAUGGCACGACUUACACGAUCAAGUCGAUGAACGAUGAACGGGCGAUUGUCAACCUGACUGUCAAACGGACAGCCCCGGGAUUCCAGGCCGGCAAAACAGGCAAGACGCUCUUCGGCACCGACCUGUCCAACCCCUGGGGCUCCAUGCGGCAUGUCUUCUGGCCAAGGUGCGUUGCCGAGGGAACCGUCACCACCAAAGAAGGCCCCAUCGACUUCAAGGGCAAGGCCUUCUUUGUCCACGCGCUGCAAGGGAUGAAGCCCCAUCACGCCGCGGCCAGGUGGAACUUCUGCAAUUUUCAGGGCCCGACAUACUCGGCCAUCCUGAUGCAGUUCACUACACCGCCCUCAUAUGGUUCGACCGUGGUGAACGUCGGCGGAAUCGCCAAGGACGGCGAGAUCAUCAUGGCGGGCUGCAAGAACGACGUGGUCCACCUUGAAACGAAAAAGGACAGCGAAAACGACUGGCCGGAGCCGACGACCAUUAAGUUCUCAUGGGCAGGAGCUACCAAGGACGGGAAGCCGGUGGAGGCUGUGGUCGAGGGCGGCCUCGAGGAGAGACUCGAUAGGAUAGACGUCAUGGCCGAAGUUCCCGGCUUUGUCAAGAACAUUGUGGCCGCCGCAGCCGGUACAAAGCCGUAUAUCUACCAGUACUCCCCGCAAAAGACAAAGUUGUCGCUGAAGCUCAAAAUUGGCGAUGAGGAGGUUACCGAAGAGGGCUUUGUCUUCAGCGAAGCGACCUUCAUCUCGGAAUGA
Messenger RNA from Canariomyces notabilis, 1146 nucleotides. RefSeq names its product oxidative stress survival, Svf1-like protein. Bases 1 to 1146 code for a protein of 381 amino acids. Gene Ontology annotation, cellular component: cytoplasm. The record is from RefSeq and is a predicted model, not a curated record. NCBI's taxonomy places the organism in Eukaryota, Fungi, Ascomycota, Sordariomycetes, Sordariales, Chaetomiaceae. Gene Ontology annotation, biological process: response to oxidative stress. The transcript is spliced from 4 exons.